GCCUCAGAAAAUGGAGAGCUUCCGGUGGCGUCACCCCGCGUCUCUUCCGGUCUGCUUCCUGCCCGGACCAAGAUGGCGUCCUCGGCACUGGUGGAGACGUCUGGCAGAGACGUGACGGCGGAGGGUCUGCUGGACCUGCUGAGACCUGCCAUCCAGCAGCUGGACGUGCACGUGCACUCCGUCAGAGAGAGCCAGGUGGAGUUAAGAGAACACAUCGACAGCCUGGCCACGGAGCUGUGCAGGAUAAACGAGCACCAGAAGGUGGCGCUGGACCUGGACCCCUACGUCAAGAAGCUGCUCAACACCAGGCGGAGAGUCGUUCUCGUCAACAACAUCCUGCAGAACGCUCAGGAGCGUCUGAGGAGGCUCAACCACAACGUGGCCAAAGAGACGGCUCGGCGGAAGACCAUGCUGGAGGCCUCGGGGGUGUUCGCCUCCCGGUCCCCCAGUAAACCCUGACCCUGGUCCUGCUCCUCCUCUCUGUGUUCUGUUGAGUCAGAUUGUGGUUUCUGUCUUGUUGUCGGAGGCGAUCUGCAGCGGUCAGAUUGUUUUGAAGGUAUUUAUUUCAUAUUAAUUCAGGCUGAGUUCGGAACGCAGUGAAGUGCUCGGUGUAACUAACCAGUCCAUGUUCACCACCCAGAGCUCCACCCCGAAAAUCACUUCACCACAGCCGAGAAAUGUUUGUAUGGAGGCUUUUUCUCUUGCUUUAUUUACUGAAACUGUAGCAUUUUGAAGCACUUCUGGAAAUAAAGAGUUUGUGACUGUA
Molecule: messenger RNA, 766 nt
Organism: Salarias fasciatus (jewelled blenny)
Lineage: Eukaryota; Metazoa; Chordata; Actinopteri; Blenniiformes; Blenniidae
Gene: snapin
Product: SNAP associated protein
Exons: 4
Coding region: 73-459 (128 amino acids)
Biological process (GO): regulation of synaptic vesicle exocytosis; endosome to lysosome transport; intracellular protein transport
Cellular component (GO): synaptic vesicle; BORC complex; BLOC-1 complex
Molecular function (GO): SNARE binding
Source: RefSeq, a predicted model, not a curated record